This is a messenger RNA of Lentinula edodes (shiitake mushroom), 2379 nucleotides long. RefSeq names its product PRMT5-domain-containing protein. Gene Ontology annotation, cellular component: nucleus; cytosol. The coding region runs from base 1 to 2379 and encodes 792 amino acids. The transcript is spliced from 13 exons. Gene Ontology annotation, biological process: regulation of DNA-templated transcription; peptidyl-arginine N-methylation. NCBI's taxonomy places the organism in Eukaryota, Fungi, Basidiomycota, Agaricomycetes, Agaricales, Omphalotaceae. The record is from RefSeq and is a predicted model, not a curated record.
AUGUCUACAUGGUCGCCUUCUGCCUCUGUAUCUUCUUUUAUCACUUUAUCGGCUCUCUCAAACCGUAAACCCUCUGCAUCCUUCGAGACCGUUCCCUUGGAGUUGAUCGCGGAGGCACAUUCAAAAGGUUAUCACAGCGUCUGUCUACCACUGACCACCGAAGAUUGGCGCAAAAGAUGGGCGGAAAUGUGUCUUGUGCCAUCUGAUUCUAUCCAGAAGCGAAGAAGAGAAAGUAGACGUGAAAGCAAAUUGGUGAGCCGAGACCUCUCCGCGGAGAGGAAAGCAGAGGCGUGGAGAGAAAACCCUUGUUUUGAACGGGAGGAGGUUACAAUUACCAGAUUGGAUGAAGCUGAACAUGUCACUGCGAUCAUUUCAGAAUGGUUAGAAUUGGAUGCCGAGGAGGACGGUAUCCGUUACGAUGCUGAAAUAGCUUUACAACAAGAGUUGGCCUAUGCGUCAUAUCUGAAUAUCCAUACUGCCAUUCUUCCUCCGCCUCGGAAUCGUGAUCACAUCUCCUCUUAUGCUCGAAUUGUCAGAGCUUGUCUCUCAAGUGCUCCGUACAUGAAUCUUGCAAUCCGAUUGCCGGUAUAUGAUACUUCAAUCUUAGAGCCCGUUGUACCACUAUCACCGUCCAGCUCACCGUCUUCUUUUCGAUCAUCUUCUGCUCCUUCCACGCCACGGCUCGUCGUCUCUGGUAGCGCAGAUAGUCUCAACAGAUUAUCAACCACUUCGGCACCUCUAGAGGCACACAUUGAUGCAGCGUGGGAGACGUGGGAUCUUAUCAAGUCCAUCUGCGACUACAAUAUACGUCUCGCACUUGCAUUAGACCUGACGCCUCCAUUACCCAACAGUCCAGGAGUGCUUAGCAAAUGGGCAGCGGAAGCAGUUCGCUAUAUUUUCCUCCCUUCGUCCACUUUCAUCGCCAACGCAAAAGGCUACCCGGUUUUACCCAAACCCACUCAAACCUUCAUUAGAGACAGUAUGACACAUCGGCCCAACAUCAUAAUAUCUGGAGCUUCUUCCGGUCUGCAUAAGCGGGGUGGUGAAGAUGCGUAUUCACAGUACGUUAAGCAUCUGGAACGAACAAGUUCUGUCGUACAAGCUGCAGAGAAAGUUGGAACAGUUGAAAAUUUUGCGCAAGGAUAUCAGGAUUACUUGCAAGCCCCAUUGCAACCUCUGAUGGAUAAUUUACAAAGUAUCACCUAUCAAACUUUCGAACAAGACCCAGUAAAAUACCGGAGCUACGAGGAGGCCAUACACAAAGCUCUUCUAGAAUGGCCCAAGCAGGACAAAAUCAUAAUAUGUGUCGCAGGCGCUGGCCGAGGACCACUGGUCGCUCGUUCGCUUUCUGCAAUUGAGCGGUCCAAACGAGGAAAUGUAUGUUUAUAUGCAAUUGAGAAGAAUCCGAAUGCUUUCGUCACUUUACAAAAUCGUCAGCGGACGGAAUGGCACGAUCGUGUUCAUCUGUUGUUUGGAGACAUGCGACUCAUUAAAAUCCCCGAAAAUGUUGACAUUCUGGUCAGCGAACUUCUGGGAUCCUUCGGCGAUAACGAGCUUAGUCCUGAAUGCCUUGAUGGGGCAAUGAGAUUCUUAAAGCCCCACGGGAUAUCCAUACCAUCCUCUUAUACUGCUCAUUUGGCUCCCUUGUCAUCUUCCAAGUUGUACAACGAGGCUAGAGCAAUUAAAGAAGAAAAAAGCCUAGAAACCCCAUACGUGGUUAUGUUCCAAGCUGUCAAUCUUCUCAGCGGUGAGGGACCUGGACCCAGUGGUUUAUGUGGGCCACAGGUGCAGGAAUGCUGGGAGUUUGAACACCCAAGAAAAAAUCCUGUCCUGAAUCCUCAAGGGCUCCCACCGACGAACAGCCACAAUACUCGGUCAGCAAAGCUGCGGUUUCAUAUCCCUCAUGCAGGGGUGCUGCAUGGUUUGGCAGGCUACUUUGAAGCUAUCCUCUAUGGAAAUAUCGGCUUGAGUAUACAUCCGCAUCGCAAGGAUCAGGUAUCCAAAGACAUGCUCAGCUGGUUUCCUCUCUUCUUUCCGUUUAAGGAACCGCUGUAUCUGCCGAGCAACUCUGAGUUACAGAUCUCGAUAUGGAGGUUAACGAACGGCCGACAAGUAUGGUACGAAUGGCAUGCCGAGUCCUUCUUGGGCUCUUCACCUCCUACAUUCCCUGCCACGAGCGGUGGCCAGCCUUUACCACCCAUUUUGAUGGCUUCACCCACAAUUGGUGUUCCCAGUCCACUGAUUGAUGCAGUCGAUCUGAUACCUCGUUCCAAUCUCUCAGUCCAGGAUGCUCCGGAUCGAUCAACCGCCAGAUUGGUUAAAAUAGGACACACAAGCCUUCACAAUCCGGGUGGUCGCAGCAGUUGGAUUGGAUUGUGA